Molecule: messenger RNA, 2981 nt
Organism: Haliotis rufescens (red abalone)
Lineage: Eukaryota; Metazoa; Mollusca; Gastropoda; Lepetellida; Haliotidae
Product: transcription intermediary factor 1-beta-like
Exons: 4
Coding region: 136-1689 (517 amino acids)
Biological process (GO): positive regulation of DNA-templated transcription
Cellular component (GO): chromatin; nucleoplasm
Molecular function (GO): zinc ion binding; ubiquitin-protein transferase activity
Source: RefSeq, a predicted model, not a curated record
CAACGACAGGGGGAUAAGUACUUCCGCGUUCGUGUCAGACAUGUUACUGUCAUGGUGAUAUUGACGUCCAUAAACAGAGAGAUAGAUAGUUACUAAGAAUUGUGUGUCCGUUCACAAUACCCAGUGAAGAUAACCAUGUCGGACUACGUAUCGGCGUCCGCCAUCAAGGACCUCCUCACCGAGUGCCCAAUAUGUACUGAACACUUUGAUGAGGUCAGACGGAUACCUCGUCGUAUGCCCUGCUGUGUACAGUCAAUAUGUCAGGCUUGUCUAGAGACGUACAGCGAAGGACUCCCAACGUUAUCAUGUCCCAUGUGUCGACACCAACAUAACCUGCCGGGCGGUGUGAAGUCUCUGCCCAAAGAGCCUAUCAUCCUAAGAAUCCUGGAUCAUCUGAAGAUUGUGAAAGGUCUCCAUCUGCCAUGUACAGAUUGUCCUGAUGGUAACCCUGCCAUGUCCAGAUGUGAUGACUGUGGCGUCUUCCUGUGCCAAGAAUGUCUAAAUGCCCACAAAAGAGUUAAGUCAAUGCGAGAUCACCAAACUGUCAGUUUUGACGACAUGAGGGAACGACCAGUUGAGAGCUUCCGUCGCCUCCAUAAGUGUACACAACAUCACCAGCCUCUACAGUUCUACUGCCACACGUGUGACCAGGUCGUCUGUGUGUCUUGCACAGUAGUGGAACAUGAUAAAGGGAGUGGGCACAACGUUGUGUCCGUUGAAAACGCACAUGAAAGUAAGGCUGCUGAAAAUGAAGACGUCUUGCAGAGAUUAGAUGAGAAGGGCAUAGCUCUUGAAAAAGCAGCUGAAGAUCUACAAAAGAAAUGUGACAGCAUAAAGUCAUCCAGAAGCACUGCCAAAGAUGAUAUCAACAAAGCCUUCACCAAUCUGAUGGAGGCAUUGCAGCAAAGGAAGACUAUCAUGUUGUCAGAAGUUGAUAGAAGGUCAGAUGAAGCUCUGAAGCCAGCAGAGGAGGCAUUGGAUUCCACAGUAACGCUGCUGACUAAUGUGAAGUCUUCUACAGAAUACACGAGACAGAUGAGAGGCAAAGCUGAUAAGAUAGAGGAUCUACAAGUGAUGGGAUCUUCAGCUGCCUCUUUGAAUUCCAUCUUGGCGGAGACACCUAAAGAUGAUGGGUUUGACAGGAUUGGAAUCAGCUUCGUUUCUGCAUGUUUCAAGAAAAUAACAUCAUUGAUGCAGAUAGCUGGCAUUGUCCGAGUAGUAUCAUUUGCUAAGAGACCUGACAACGUCCCUUUGAACAAGAUAUACAAUUCAAUCACUCUGGACCAAGGUACUUUGGAACAAGCAGCAGCAGCAGAAUAUAUGAACCUGGAGCCUGUGGGAGGAAGUGGAAUGUAUUAUGCUGACCUGGAGUGGGACAGCAGCACUGCCAGCGCACAGCUGACGGUGUCGGGGUCUGUUGUCACAAAUAAAAUGCCAGUUCAUCCUCCUCCAGCCUCGAGUUGCCGGCUGCAAUCAAACCGUCGUGUUCUUGCGUCAACACCUCUAGUUGUCGGGAAAGGUCAACGCAUCAUGUGUGCCAUGAGGGUCACAUUCUCUGUCAUAACGCUAGAAGAAAAAGACAAAUUUAUCUUCGAGGCAGCUUUUACUCACAGUCCUAUUGAAUCUACCAAAAUUCAACGUGUAGGAUUGAGUGUACGCAUAUCAACCUGUUCGAAUCAUGACGAGUAAUCGACAACACCCUAACUCCAAACAAGCCUGAUACAUCACACAGUCUGGAUAUCUGUUUCAUACUCGAUGAAGCACAAGACACAAUCCAUGUCCUUGACGUAAGUCACCUGAGAGUCGUCGCAAAGGUUCCUGAAGUCAUGUUUAGAGACCCAUUGUGGCUGAUGAUGUACAGUGGGCUUAAUCAAACCAUACAUGUGUCCUGCGAGUUAUCGCCAAAGAGAGAAAUAGAUUUUGUAGACAAAAUAAAAGACCUACUCUCAGAGAACGGUGACUGACCAAAUAAUUAACAGGGAAAUCUUCAUUUGUUUGAUCAUUGUACCAGUGCGCAUUAAGUGACAAAUUGAACACUGGUUUAACUUGUGUAAAUAUGGUUAUCAGGUGAAAACAUUUACUUAAGAGAAACUCAGAUCCCCAGAGUUUCAUAUAUAUUAUUCACACACCUACUGUGUUAGUGUGAAACAAAUUCGCAAAAUCGCAACGUCAUAAUUACAAGUUUUAUUGCUGGACUCAUGGCUGAGCUAUCGCCGAAAUGUUUGUAACUCACUCGCUGACUUUGUUGAGUUUACUAUGUCACCCUUAGGUGGUUCUUAUAGUCUUGCAAUGAUUAUGUUAUAUACUCCAGCUACACAAAUAACGCCAACCUUUCUCUCAAUACUUAAUUUUAUUUCAAGCUUUUUACACAUUUUCACUUAUUUGGAUUAGCAGUUUCAUAAAUUGACUGAUUAUUUGUGCGAUUGUGGAAUGAAUGGCUUGUGUAUUAUCUUAUCUUAAUUAUGUGUCAAUAAUGUUUUGCUUACUCUUGAUGAUGCAAUUUAAGUUUAUAUUACUUUUCUCAAUAGAAGCAAUGUUCUUACAAUAUUAAAUAUAUUUUUGUAGUUGAGAAACAGAAGUCACAAGAUGUCUAUAAUAUUUGAGAAACCUUUCAUUCAUUUAGCAUCAAAGUUCGAAUGAAAUAAAUAUGAUUCUUAAACAUAUACAUAUACAUGAUUCUUAUUAAUAUACAAUCGAACUUCUAAUUGACAUUCUAUAAUUACCGCCUUUUGUUGAAAAGUAAAUUCUAGGCAAUAUGUUAAAUAACGUCUUACAAAGAUGGUCACGGCUGAAGAUGAGUAUGUGAAGACCUCUGUUUCUGAUAACUUGGCUUACAAGUUUUUUCUCUCUCUUUUGAAGUAGUUUCUGAAAAAAACACUGUAGGUUGAAUGAAAAAAUGAAUAAAUAGAAAACAGAUUUUUAGAACAACAAACAAAAGAGUUACUUGUAUUCUUAAUUGACCUGUUGUCUAAAUCACUGAC